Messenger RNA from Exaiptasia diaphana, 5104 nucleotides. RefSeq names its product serine/threonine-protein phosphatase 4 regulatory subunit 1. Bases 167 to 2926 code for a protein of 919 amino acids. Lineage: Eukaryota; Metazoa; Cnidaria; Anthozoa; Actiniaria; Aiptasiidae. The transcript is spliced from 17 exons. Gene Ontology annotation, molecular function: protein phosphatase regulator activity; protein binding. Gene Ontology annotation, biological process: protein dephosphorylation. The record is from RefSeq and is a predicted model, not a curated record.
AACCUUGAGGUUGAAGUAUUAGUACUAGCUAUACGUGUUUGUACUUCAGUAAUGUGAAAGGUUGCUUGAACUGGAUAUAUAAUUAUCUUUAUAAUUUUUAUUGAUAUUUAACUUUGAAUGAUUAUGUUAACAUUCCUUCAUAGAACCAUGUGUAAGAGUAGAGUUGAUGGAGCAAAUUCCUUAUGUGGCAUUGUUCUGCUAUGAAAACUACUCAUUGAUGGAAGCAGUACCUCAGUACAUUUUGUAUAUUAUACUGCGUUACCUCAUGGACUCAAAUAACCAGGUCAGGAAGACAAGCCAACAUGUGCUUCUAGAACUGCUCAAGCAUGAACUUGUAGAAAGGACUGAUGUGGAAGAUCAGAUUUGUCCAGUUUUGAUGCAGCUUACAGCAGGUGACAGCAGUGAUGAUUAUCGAUCAGAAGCUGUCACGCUGAUGAGUAAAAUGGCAUCUUUGGUAGGACCAGGUAUCACUGAGAAAUUCUUUGUACCGAGGUUUGAAGUUCUUUGCUCAGACACUCUGUUUCAUGUUAGAAAGGUUUGUGCUUCGACAUUUGGAGACAUCUGCAAUGUUAUUGGACCAGAGCUCAUCACAGAAAGACUGUUGCCCGUGUUUUUUCGGCUUUGUCAAGAUGGUGUCUGGGGUGUGAGAAAGUCAUGUGCCGAGUCAUUCAUGAGUAUAUCAUCAACAUGUCCAGAAGAUGUCAGAACCAAUGAUCUUGCUGAUGUAUUUGUCAAUUUACUGUGUGAUAAGUCACGUUGGGUACAAAUGGCUGCUUACCAAAACCUUGGACCUUUCAUAUCAACGUUUGCAGACCCUAGAACAAGUGGAUUUUAUAUUGAUGAAAAAGGAGUCUUGUGCACUGUUCCCAAAAAUGAACUACGUGACUCUCCCACUCGUACAGAAGCACAGCCAACAGAAAAUGCAUCUACAGUUGAAAGUGUUGGCGAGAAAGAUAAAGACUCUGUGUUAAGAGAGCGAGGUUCAUCGCCAGAAGCGAAUACCACAGAUUCAGGGUACAUCUCACCUCCCGAGUUAAAUGCAGACCAUGAUAUUUCUAAAGAACCCAUCGAAGUUACAAGCGGUGGAGAUACRAAAAKCGGUCAUCACUGCGCAGAAGCUGAGCUUAGCUGUACAAGGGAAAUGGGAAAAUGCACACACUGCCCAACGACAGACCUUGAUGAUGACGUUGAUGAAAAAUAUUUUAACUCUUUUUUAUUUUGGAGAAAUCCCCUACCACAGAUCGAUAUAAGUGAAUUUAACAGCACCGAAAAAGCAUUUAUCAGUCUAACUAGUGAUGUAGAAGAAAAAUCAAGUGUAAAAACAGCAGAUAGCGAAAACAAACAAGUUUUUAAUAUAUUGAAAAAUGAGGUCAAUAAGGAUGAGAGUGAYAGUGAAGAAGAAGUAGAGCAUCCAUUGUUUUCACUGACUGAUGAUGKUCAUGAUGAGUUUGAUUAUGAUCGCGAUUACAACAAAGGMAAAYUUCAACACUCGAUGUCCUUUGAAGAUGACCUGCUCCUGGGAGACCGCAUGACGCCUCCACCUCAACAGAAUGUGAUUCCUCAAGCUCUUUUGGACCACUACAUCUCAAUGACAGAGCCAUCGAAGGCACAAACAAUUGAUACUGAGAUAGCACGACAUUGUGCUUUUAGYUUUCCUGCAGUUACUCUUACACUAGGUAGACAUAACUGGCCAUGUUUACGAGAUACUUAUGAAUACUUGUCUUCAGAUAUGCAGUGGAAGGUAAGGAGGACACUAGCAUUCUCUAUCCAUGAAUUAGCUAAAGUACUUGGUGAAGAAAUGACAAGAAUGGAGCUUGUUCCGACUUUUAACAGCUUUCUUAAAGAUUUAGAUGAGGUUAGAAUAGGAGUUCUCAAGCACUUAGCAGAUUUUAUAGAGCUUUUACCAGUAGAUAUCCAAAUGGACUAUUUACCAGUACUUGUGGAUUUCCUCACUACUGAUAACAAUAGAAACUGGAGGUUUCGACAUGAAUUAGCCGAGCAACUGAUGCGAAUAUCAGAGUUGUACAAUGCACAGUGUAUUCAACAGUACAUAUGCCCAAUAGCAAUCACCUUGGCAACGGACAGGGUAGCUGAUGUCAGAAAUAUAGCGUUUAAACUGAUUGGUGUACUUCUUCGUCGUCUUCAUGAUACAGAGGACGACAGUCCUGUUCGUAAAUUUGUGUCCGACAUUAUUGUCAAGUUUGCGAAUAGCCAACAAUGGACUCGAAGACAAGCUUAUGCCCAGCUGUGCCACACCCURAUGGAGGAUGACGCAGAGAGCGGAGUGCAGUUCUGUAAGGAGUUUCUACCAAGUUUGUUGUCGCUGUUGUCAGAUAGAAUACCCAACGUUAGACUUAGCGUAGCAAAAACACUUCAAAAGAAUGUACUUAAUUGUGAAUACGUCUGUUCCUCUGAAUGCAAAGAGAAAUCCAUUAUUGAAGCUGCGUUGCAUAAAUUACAAUCAGACAGUGAUCGGGAUGUCCGACACUUCGCAGGGGCUCCAGAAGAAAAUUACGGYAACCAUAGYAACAAAAAAUUCAUGGCAUACGAGACUUUGGAUGAAACUGCAGAAAUAGUUGAAUCGGUAUAUUACGAUCAGUCUGAUCAAAAACAGAAAUAUGAUGAAACUCAAGAAAGUGUAAACUCUAAGCAAGAAUUUCAAGAACACUUUGUAGAUGACGUGAUGUCAUCUGAUACCUCUGUGACGACAUAUGAUACCGAUAUGACAUCAUCUGAUGACGUUACAUCACGUGAUAACAAUACGAUAUUGUCUGAUGUAAAUAUCACAAGCUCUAAAGACGAUGAACUUGAUGAUAAUAACAUUACCAAUGACUCUUUACCAGAAGAACCUCGUGCGACAUUAGAAUCUGAAGAAGACGUCAAUAAUGAGACGACAAUAAAUCAGACGUUUGAAACUGACGACUAGAGCAAAUAUGGAUCAAUACACAAGUCAGCUGGCCUGAUAUCCGUGCUAGCCAUUGUUGCUGUAGGUACCAGAUUUAAUUAACCAAGGGYCCGCCUUCGAGGCAAGAAGUCAUAUUCGUGUAUAUAUAUGGCUUAUACUCGAGAUCCUAGUUACACAGCAUUAAUCUCGUAUAUCAUUAUUYGCUGAGAUCCCUAGUGUAAUAUAACAGAGAAAAGAACACGAGCUUGUUCCAUAUAAUCGUACCAGUCUCCUAAAAACGCGUUUGCAUUCUAGUUUCCUCAAGACAAUAACGAUGUAAAAACCGCAUGUCGGAGCGAUUGGGACGAACACAGGGAAUACAAUUAUUAACUGGACUAGAGUGAACGCAUUUCAUCCGUGAAACUACAAAAUCAAAACAGAAAUAAUUCUACAACUGAAGCAGUAUAUCGGAGCCAAAUAYUAAAUUGCAUAAAGUAAAACAAGGAUGUUUCACGGAAUUAGGUGCGCUCAUUCUACUGCCGACGUGCGAAGUAAUGUAAAGUAUUUUAUCGUAURAUUGAGGAGGGUUUCACAGGAACAAAAAGACAUUGGUAAUAAAUUGUCCCUGGAUUCCUCGAAAAAAGAUUUCAACAAUUGCCUUUCAAUUCCAUUCACGACAAUGCCAUUGAAUACUACAAAACGAGGUGAUCCCUUCCUAGAGUGAACUCAUGAAACCCUUGAAACAAUAAAUCUUGACUAUAAAGUGUGGUAGUCAGAUAGAAAAACAAUACAAUUAAGGAAUACUGAGUUGUAUUAGUAUGAUAUCUAUUUCACGGGUUUUUGGACUUCACUCUAACAUUUAGGUAAGUAGAAGUAUGGUUUAAGACAGGUAUUUGCACUGGAAAAAAAUCGCGCACUUUAAAGGUUAUAAAUUUGAUGUAAAUAUGAUGUAAGUUUCCAAAAUGAUAUAAAUUUCAACUUAACGAUUURCAUCAAAUUUACAUCAUUUUAGACUUUUACAUCAUAUUUACAUCAAAUUUAYAACCUUUAAAGUGCGCGAUUUUUUUUUUCAAUUGUGUGCAGAAAGGCUGUAAUUCGAAUUCUAAUCAACCGACUUUUUAUACCUAAAACAAACUAGUUCUAUAGUUAUGCCAGUGUCGUUGUUUCCUAUGUGUCUUAGAGUUAAAAAACCCGUUAUUACACUUAUACACAUUAGUACGGUCGAUUUUUGUUGUUGUUUGUAUUUGACUUUCACACUUUUAUAGUCAAGUUUUAUUUCAAUGGUUUAAUGACUUCACUCUAUCGACACUAUUUAUAAGAAUUUAGUACUAGUGCCGACACUUAAUCCGUGAAACAUAACAAGUGCCAAAAUAGCAAUUAAUUAUUUUYAUUCCUUUGUUUCCUAUUUUCUUAUCAACACUAUUUAGCACUGAUUAGUAAUUGUUUCACGGAUUAAGUAUGUUCAUUCUGUUUACAUGGUUUAAAAUGUAAUUAUUAAUAGUAUUAAUGUAUAUUAACGUUGAAUUGUCUGGGGAAUAUGAGAUAUAAAACCUCACAAAUCACGAUGGGAACCAAUUCAAUGRUACAAUAAGAGGGACAAAGCAAGCAAUUAUUAUACAUCGUAUCACGAAAUUUUGCAAUUUCAUUUUAUCUAAUAGAAUAUUUGUCACCGAUCGGUGGCAUAAUUUUUUCAUUCUGAUMUAAAAUAGUACCAUGACUCGAAUACUAUCCUUCGCGUAAAAACUGUGUGAAAUCCUAGUAAGCUCCAAUGACAAGCCGUAGAAGAUUUUCAAAUCUGCUUGAGUCCAUGACCGCAAACAAAGCUACUGGUUUUCAUUAGAGCUUAUUAGGGCAUUACAAACCUUAUAUUGUUUACAAGGAUUACUUCAUGGUUAGUGAGUUAUGCACAAAUUGAUAAACGCCGGGMGAGUUACGAGCGUGUCUCAUCACGACCAGUGCAGAAAUAUUGUACAAGCAAACUAACCAUGAAGUAAUUUGUUUAUCAUAUUACUACUGAGAUAUAAUAAAGGUGUGUUUUAACAACAUGAAGGCCAAAGAUAAUUCAUGUAAUUCGCACUGAAGAUUUUAUUUAGUGUAAAUGACGCUGUAGCUACAUGCAAUAACUUGCCUUAAGCUUGUAUAAUUUUUUAGACAUGACUUUUAAAAAAUACUAUAAUUUUCAUUUUACUUCUUUUUAAUAAAAGCGUAAUACAAGCUUAA